This is a messenger RNA of Myotis myotis, 1716 nucleotides long. RefSeq names its product transmembrane protein 106C (gene TMEM106C). The transcript is spliced from 8 exons. Lineage: Eukaryota; Metazoa; Chordata; Mammalia; Chiroptera; Vespertilionidae. The record is from RefSeq and is a predicted model, not a curated record. The coding region runs from base 338 to 1087 and encodes 249 amino acids.
GACUGCGGCCUGCGCUCCCUGCUGGGCGGGGCGGGUGGUCUCCGAGCGUCGCUGUUCGCCAGGGGGCGUGACCUGAGCCCGCCUCGUGGGCUGACAGGCGAGUGGGAGGAUCUCUAAGGCUGGCCAUUAAUUUGGUGUCCGUUGUUUGUUGCGGAAGGUUUUCUCGAGGAGGACACAGAGUUUGCAGUAGUAGACGGAGAAGGGGCAAAGCCGGGCCAGGUGGGAGCUGGGGUGCCCCGAGUCCCCGGACGGCGAGGAGCUGGGCAGUGUGGCCAUUGACAUGCACCGCCUGGACUCUUCGCCCCCUAGGACAUGACCCAGGUGGCACACCCUGGCCAUGGGGUCUCAGCAUUCCGCCUCUGCGCGCCCUCCUUCCCACAAGCGAAAGAAAGAUGACAGAGAGGAUAUGCUGGACGAACGGGAGCAGGAAGAAGCCAUUGCCCAGUUCCCAUAUGUGGAGUUCACGGGGCGGGACAGCAUCACCUGUCUCACGUGCCAAGGGACAGGCUACAUUCCCACAGAGCAAGUAAAUGAGUUGGUGGCUUUGAUCCCACACAGUGAUCAGAGACUCCGCCCUCAGAGAACCAAGCAGUAUGUCCUCCUGUCUGUCCUGCUGUGCCUCCUGGCAUUUGGUUUGGUGGCUUUCUUCCUGUUUCCACAUUCAGUCCUUGUGGAUGAUGACGGCAUCAGAAUGAUGAAUGUCACAUUUAAUAAGCAGGACUCCCUUGUAAUCCUCGCCAUCAAGGCCACCCUGAAAAUCAGGAACUCCAACUUCUACUCUGUGGCAGUGACCAGCCUGUCCAGCCAAGUUCAGUACAUGAACACAGUGGUUGGGUCAUAUAUGACAACUAACGUCUCUCUCAUUCCGCCUCGGAGUGAGCAACUGGUGGACUUUCUGGUGCAGGCGGAGAUGGGAGGACCAUUUUCCUAUGUGUACUUCUUCUGCACAUUACCCGAUAUCCAGGUGCACAACAUCGUGAUCUUCAUGAGAACUUCAGUGAAGAUUUCGUACAUUGGUCACAUGACCCAGAGCUCCUUGGAGACACAUCACUAUGUGGAUUGUGGAACAAACUUCUCAGCUGUUUAGAAACUGCUUUUGGCUCUCCCACGGCAGUACCUGUCGGAAGAGACACCCCAUCCGUUCCUAGGGCCUGCGUUCUGCACCUACCCAGGUGGUAGAAGUAGAGGAGAAACUGGUUCUCUUAAUCCCCAGCAAACACCCGCCUGCCGCUUGGGAGGAAACCUCGCCUCUGUGGCACCAUUUCCGUUUCCCUGAACCAGCGAAUCACUGCCCAGUACCCACUCUGUGCCCAGCAAAUAGUAGGCACUCGAGGUUUGAAGACUUUCAUUCAGAUCUUGCCAGCUGUGCUUGGAGAUUAUAAGCUGAAAGCAGACCGGGAUACGAGGUUAGAGAACCAGAGAGGGGCGUGAGGCAGCACUGUUGCUGCAGCUGCACAGCUGUCAUCAGGACCUCAUCGCACCGAAGAGGCACAGGGAGGGAACGUGUGAAUACAUAAAAGAAAGCGCAGACCAUUCAAUAUGUGAUUUUUUUUCAUCUGUUCCUCAAUGCCUAGGAACUUAAAAACCUUUUUCUUGUAGAAAUUUAUAAUUGUUUUUACUAAGAGUCUAUGUGGGGCUUGAUUAACCCUGCAUCCAUUGGCUGGAACAUGGAUUGGGGGUUUGGUAGGAAAAUAAACCCUGCUUUUGACUCAUCUG